Aspergillus nidulans FGSC A4 is the source of this 5556-nucleotide messenger RNA. RefSeq lists its product as uncharacterized. NCBI's taxonomy places the organism in Eukaryota, Fungi, Ascomycota, Eurotiomycetes, Eurotiales, Aspergillaceae. The coding region runs from base 1 to 5556 and encodes 1851 amino acids. The transcript has 3 exons. Gene Ontology annotation, molecular function: tRNA-intron lyase activity; nucleic acid binding. The record is from RefSeq and is a predicted model, not a curated record. Gene Ontology annotation, biological process: tRNA splicing, via endonucleolytic cleavage and ligation.
AUGACUUCCCAACCAUCUAAUAUCGCUCCCUCUGCCCCGGAUCAAGCUGUUCCUGCAAAGCCUCGGCCACCGAGACGCCAAAGGCCAGACUAUAGGCACAUUCACCGUUUCCCUCUCCCUCUUCCUGUUCACCCUCUUCCUCCUCUAAUCCUGCACAACCCACUUUCUGUUAUCAGUGUACUACUCUCUUACCUCACCUACUUUAUUGCCCCUCCUCACGAUCAUGUCCAUUCUGCCUAUUUCGACUUAAAUACGUCGUCGGUUCAUGUUACCGACGAGAAGACCGUCCGAGCUUUGUGGGAAAUGGGUUUCUUUGGAAAGGGAAGUCUAAGUAGAAGUGAGCCAACCUGGCUGGAACAAGAGAAAACGCGGAGAGGACUGCUCGGCGGCGUCACCAGUGAAGAGGUUACUCGCCAGCGAAGGGCCGAGCGACGUGAACUGAAACUACAGCGAGCAAGGUCGGAAAAGCUAAUCAUCGAACAACGACUUCAAGCGGAAGCUGCUGCAAGAGAAGGUCGUACACUUCUGGACGCUCAGGCCGAUCUGUUAUCCGUUUCCGGCGUCACGAAUGGCGCUGCCAUAACUACAGAAAAGUUUUCUGUAAAAAAGGCGAGAGAAUCCAAGUUCCUCGAGGCACGGCAAUUGGCAGAACGAGAUAGGGAGGCUGCUAGCAAAAACGUUCGAUUUGCUACCGUUGAAGGGGACACCGCAGACCGCACAGUCAUCAAUCUGCGUGACCCUUCUGGGGAACUGGCCAUAACAAAUGAAGAACACCUCCAACUUUCCAACGAGGAAGCAUUUUUCCUCGUAUACGGAUUAGGCGCUUUGCACAUCUUUGACCAUGACCUCAAGACCGUGCUCUCCCCUACUUCUUUACUUAGAACGCUUUGUCACCAUUCAUAUUCGCCUCCCCGGGAUCUAUCGAUGGACUUGAAAACCGACGACCCAUUCCUUGUCUCUUACGUUGUGUACCACCAUUUCCGCUCUCUAGGAUGGGUUGUACGCUCCGGUGUAAAAUUCGGAGUGGACUAUCUCCUAUACUACCGAGGACCCGUUUUCUCGCAUGCCGAGUUCGCUGUCGUGGUGAUUCCAUCGUAUGACCAUCCAUAUUGGUCUGAAACAAAAGACCGCAAAGCAGAGUGCGCUCGUAAACAGUCACGCAGCUGGUGGUGGUUUCACUGUGUCAAUCGUGUUCAGGCCCAGGUGAAGAAGACGCUUGUGGUCUGUUACGUGGAAGUCCCACCACCAACCCAGAUGCUGGAUGCCGCUUCGUCCAGUAUCGACAUUGGAGCAUUGUUAUCUCGUUACUCUGACGACAGCUGGAGCAUUGAUAUCGCAAAGCUGCAACGCGACGCGCUGGGUUUACAACUCUUCAAGUAUCCUGACGCAAUUGGGAACUGUAGUUCACCAGUUUCUCAUGAUUCAAUAACUGUGCCGAUCCCGAACGAUCACAUUGUGACUUCCGCUCCUCCAAAAGUGACCGGCGAGUCCCCCGUGCAUGGAGGCUCCAUAGGGCUGGAUACAAACCAUAAUGUUACAGAGCCGCUAGACACGAAUCAACCGUCUCCUGAAAGAGCAACACAGCCCUCUUCUACGGGGCAAGCUGCUGCAAAAAUGGGUUCUGCCGAGACCAUACCUUCAGACACCCAGGUCAUAUCCCAGUCGGUAUACGACGAAAUCAUCCGGAAGAACAAAGAGGCUGGAAACGAGGAACCUGACAGCAAUCUUCUUGACCGAAAUACGCUCAUGACUUUGCAAGAAGGCGGUAGUGGCAAUUUAGACCUGCUUUCUGGCUUCGACGCUGCUCAAUUACAAGCACCGAAUACUGACGAGAAUGACGAUCAAAACAGCUCCAAGUUAGGAGAGUCCUCGCCUCUCUCAUAUGAGCGCAAUAAUUUUCCCGAGUCUCAACGGUUCCUUGCGAAGACCCCUUUGGCGACGAAGCAGGGUCAACUUGAGACUGAUUCUACGGCUUCUCCUUUAGUCUCUCGAAACCCAUUAGCAUCUGACCUCGAGUCAGCAAGCGGGGUAAUGGCAUUGAGUCAAGUAUUUAAGGCCACGCAGGCGCCUUCGUCUCCCCUUGUAAAUGGCUUACAAUCGGAUCUCUUGUCUGAUCGGCCGUCGCCCAAUAUCCCGAUACAAAACCGCCCGCUUGCGCCGUCAUUUUCCUCCCCAUUAAACAAUAUCGCGGCAACGUUUCCUCGUGACUCGUCGGACACGCAGCUCAACUAUGUCACGCUGAGAGAAUCACAGACAAGUAGAAAUGACAUGGCUAGGGGAAGAAUGACGCGUUCCGCAGACCAUAUAUAUUCUGAUGGCUGCAGCGACGGUGGAUUCGGCAAGGAGCCUCUUUACACUGAGCGCAGGAAACGUGAAGGGAGGACUGAUGAGGAGAAUGCCGCACAAUUUUCGAUGGUCUCGGCUUCUGCAAGGCCUCCUAGCGAUAUCGAAGCACGGAAAAGAAGACGAGCCACCUCAUUAUCGCGGAAAACGAAACGGUGCGAUAUGGAGGGAAACUCUACUGCGGCAGUUCAGCUGGAGCAGGAAGGGAUUAGUUAUGACCUACAGGCUGUAGGGACGAGUGAAGAAGAGACAGAACAGGAAGAGGAGUUACCAAGGCCUACGCCGCAAUCUCAGGUUCCCCAUCCCUCAACAGAAGAGGACAAGGAAAAUUGCGAUGAUCCACCGGCUAUCAUACCACACACUGGGAGCGCUCAUGACCGGCUUUCUCAAGCUCUUUCCUUGCAUGAAGGUUUGACCGGCACUCAUAGAAUGCCUGCUCAGACAGUCUCAGGCGGACACACACCUGUACGAAACGAUGACCUGAAUCCCGGUACAGUUGACGUGGUUAGAUCUUCACCAAUCUCCGUGGUGAAAGAUUCACAGUGGUCUCCUGAGCGUGAUGAUGUAAAACCAGCCGACCGGACAAUUGUGGGAAGCCCUAGUGAUCAAGGCCAAACCCGCUUUCGCGGCCCUCAGUGGCAAAGCGUGGCAGCGGCGGGACACGGGCGUGGUAUAUUAUCACCUGCUGAUCAGCCUUUUGCCCAAGAACUUCAGAUCUGUAGUCAGAAUGCCCCUUCUGCCAUUCUUCGCCCAGAAAUCGCCGAUAUAGCGAGGAUAUCAAAUCCAUCUCUGGAGGGGUCUGGGGGUGCAAAUGCAAAUAUGCAUCGCUUGAGGAAAGCAACAAACGAACCCGAGAAUGGGAACAUGGCGCUGAUUUUCGGCGCCCGAGAAAAAUCUUCUUCAAUGCCGUCGUGUGUCGCGGAAACCCCUGUUCAUCGCCGACAAAGAGCAUCUAACGAUCUACCACAUUUUGCCACUAUUCCAGAGACUAGCCCAACCCGUUUGGAUAACGGGGCCUGGAUGAGUGAUGGGGACAACGACGCUGCAAAUCAGGAGGAUGAUGAUUUGCCUCUUCCAUAUCCAAAGGCAAUGGAAGAUGCCCAUAAGCCACAUCAAUUUAUGUCUCAAAGCUCAUCUCCAGUUAAACGUUUGCUCAAUUCAAAGAUCCUAUCAAGCCCAAGCGGAAGGCAGCGGAGGGCUCUGACGGAAAUAGCGGCCGAUGCUUCUCCUCAAGUUGGGGCUACUAUUGAUGUCAAUAUCGACAUCAUGUCUGUUGAAGACUAUGAAUUUAGGGAUGCUAUUGCACAGUCUCCCAUUCGUCCACGAAAGAAGCGGCGUAGCAAUGAUGGUCGGAAUAUCCCAGCGUCGGAUCCAAUCAUUCCUGUUACGCCCCGCGCAGAAUCUCACUUCACUCCUCCACGGGAGGAUGAUGAGAUGGUAUUGGCUUUGCCCUCGCAACCCGCAAACCCCACGAACCAGCGUCAAAGCACAUCCUUACGGCGGCCGAAACCUUCAAGAAGGGCCGGGUCUAUCUGGGACACGGAAGAUUCUCCUAAAUUCCGGUUAUCAAGUAAAGAAAGGUCUAAACUGUUUGCCCGCUCACAAGCUCGAGAGCGUCAGCCUCCACCGGCGCCGAAGCCAGAGCUACAAGAGGCACCUCAACCCACGCCUGUUCCAUCUCGAGCCCAUGUGGAAAUUACCUCGACUCCAAUUCAUGAAGCACCAAGUAGUAACCUGGCUAUUGAGGAGAGCACGGGCUAUAUAGGCCAGCGACCUCCCCCUGAUAAUUCUAUAUUGGUACCAAACCAGGUUCUUGCACCUUGGAGGGGCCAAAAGAGGGCCUAUUAUCCAGCAGUUUGCUUAGGAACGCCUUUUGGGACAUCACAGGAUCAGUACAUGGUCAAGUUCGAAGACAGUGCCCCAGUUGAAGUGCCAAAAGGUGCUGUCAAGAGGCUUGAGUUGCGAAUCGGCGAUGCUGUUAAAGUUGAUAUGCCACAUAUUCCCAAGAUUACGCACAUUAUCAGAGGGUUUGCGCAUAAGCUCAGCGCAGAAGAUGCCGUUAACGCAGUCACAGACAUAUAUGGGCAUGCGACGCUUGUUGUAGGGCCAAAACAACGCAAGAGCCUUACGAACAGUGGGCUAGUAGGCCCUGAGAAUGUUAUUAAUGUUCCUGUCUCACGAAUUUACUUGGAUACUAUACUGUGGAACAAAAUAAGGGAUCGGCCUUAUACUUACACUUCCGGCUCUGAAGGCUUAAUGAGCAGACUACAAACUCCUCCAGACAGACGCAUCGCACAAACUCCACCUAGCACAAGGCUAUCUCGCAGCCUCCGUCCCUCAGAUGGCCUAUUUUCCGGCAUGGUAUUUGCCGUGUCCUAUGGUGAUAAGAGCGAGGCCAAAUAUCGCGUUACAAAGAUGAUCCUGGAAAAUGAUGGACGGAUUUUAGAUGAUGGCUUCAACGAAUUAUUUGAGCUUCCAUCAUAUGCCCCAAUUGCAACGCCGACGGGAGCAACAGCUUCCCAGCCAACAGAACUGGAUUCUCAUCUUCGUCUUAAACCUGGUGUUGAAAAUGCUGGCUUUGCGUGUCUAAUCGCAGACAAACACUCCCGUCGUCCGAAAUACAUGCAGGCACUGGCUCUCAAUAUUCCUUGUCUCUCAGACCGUUGGGUAGAGGAUUGCGUUGCUAAAGGCCAGGUAAUGGAUUGGGAAAUGUACCUUCUCCCUGCUGGUGAAUCAUCAUACCUCAAUGGGGCAACGAAGUCGAGAAUCCUCACGCCCUACCCGGCGACUAGAGCACGACUCUCCAAGACUAUCUCAUCGCGGCCAAAUCUUCUAAACGGGCAAUCUGUCUUGCUUAUUACAGGCCGCAACGGGAAGGUAGACGAGGAACGAAGAAAAGCCUACAUCUUCCUAACAUAUGCUCUGGGUGCAUCGAAAAUCAAACGUGUUCCUGAUAUACAAUCUGCCCGGGCAGCCCUCCAGAAGCAGCUACAGGACGGGCAGGAAACAUCUUGGGACUGGGUCUAUAUUGAUGACGACGACAAAGCAGCCAAGGUUUUGGCGGCUGGAUCCCUGCCAUCAAAAAGACGGAAAAAUUAUAGGCUCACAGAAACAAUCAGUGGAGAUGACCUGGGCCUAAAUAGCAAUGUCCGGGUUGUGGGCAACGAGUUUGUCUGUCAGAGUUUGAUUCUUGGACGGCUGGUAAAUUAUUGA